Molecule: messenger RNA, 1263 nt
Organism: Mesocricetus auratus (golden hamster)
Lineage: Eukaryota; Metazoa; Chordata; Mammalia; Rodentia; Cricetidae
Gene: Trem1
Product: triggering receptor expressed on myeloid cells 1
Exons: 4
Coding region: 75-773 (232 amino acids)
Biological process (GO): chemokine production; neutrophil-mediated killing of gram-negative bacterium; cytokine production involved in immune response
Source: RefSeq, a predicted model, not a curated record
AGAGAGUCUGGGUACAGGGGUGUCUUAUAGCCAUCCCAGCAGCCCACAGAGGCAGUUGGAACUGAGCCUGGAGGAUGAGGAAGGCUGGGCUCCUGGGGCUACUUUGGAUGUUCCUUGUCUCAGAAGUCCAGGCUGCCAUUGAGCCAGCUGAAGAAAGGUAUGACCUAGUUGAGGGGCAGACCUUGACGGUGGGCUGUCCCUUCAACAUCAUGAAGUACGGCAGCAGCAGGAAGGCUUGGCAGAAGCUGCCGGAUGGAAAGGAGCCUUUGACACUGGUGGUCACAGAGAGGUCGUCUACAGCCAGUGAAGUCCGCACGGGGAAGUACACACUGAAAGAUGACCCUGAUGAGGCCAUGUUACAUGUCCAAAUGGAUGACCUUCGAGUGACAGACUCUGGAUUGUACCGCUGUGUCAUUUACCGUCCUCCUAACGACCCCGUUCUGCUCUUCCAUCCUGUCCGCCUGGUGGUGACCAAGGGUUCUUCAAGCCUGCUCACCUCUGACACCAUUCCUACUACAAGCCCCACCGAAGUUCCCGGCCCCUUUACCACAAAACCCAUGCGCAGAGACAUGACUGUGGCCAAACCAACGCAACCCUUACCUAAGUCCACAGCUGUUAUCUCUUCUCCUGACCCUGGAGUCACCUUCAAAAAUGCAACAGAUGUUACCAGGGUGUCCAUAUCCAGCAUCGUUGUUCCCGUGGUCUGUGGACUCUUCAGUAAGACCCUGAUCUUCACAAUCUUGUUUGCUGUCACUCAGAGGUCAUUUGGAUGACAAACCAUGGUGCCACACGACAGUGACCUCUGACUUUCAGCCAUGUCUGUCUCAGAGGAAGAACUUGGGGUGGGGGACUAAGGAGGGACUGUGACAUGAACUGAACCUGUGAUCAUGGGUGACAUCUAGGACUCACAGUGUCCCCCUGCUGGGCCUGCCCACUCUCCUCAGUCCAUCCAUCAUCUUGGGCGUGUGUUGUGCACCCUCAGAAGACGGGAAACUGGCCAGCACCCUGUGGCCAUUGCACCUGAAUAGACGUUGUCCUGAAAUAAAGACAGAGCCCAGUGCUCCUCUGUAGUACUGUGCACCUGAGGCUCUGACCACGCCCAAAUGGGCGUGGUCACUGGUGCAUAAGGGAGGGGAGGAUUUAGGCUGUUUCAGAGAGGUGUGUGCUCUCUUGCUGCUGGUCCCGGGAUACAGCCUGCGAGAAUCCACCUGCCUGCCUCUUGUGUAAGUGUAAUCUCUCCAAAUAAACCUCCUCUAACAUGUA